AAUAAAUAUAGCUGUCGUUGGCUCUGCAAUUUAUUUCCUUCCCCUGCUGAAGUGUGGGAGGGAUAUUUAUGAUGAUCUGGCAACCCGUAAUUUAAAAGCGAAAGUUCUCGGCUCAGGUACACCAGAGUUCAGACAAAAGGCAGACACCGUGCUGCAAAAUGGAGGACGAAGACGCGAUGUCUGAUAACAGCGUGCCUUUCGGCUACGGAGCUUCAGCAUUCGGCAGUGAGGCUGAGGAAGAGGAAGAUGAUGUCGCGAUCCACAGAGAGAUGGCUCUCCGGCACGUGGAGCUGGAGGCACUCACAGAGAGAUAUGAGGUGGACCGAGCCGCAUCACCUGCCCCCAGUUACGAAUCAAUGCACAGUGAUGUUUGCACAGGAGCAGAGUCGUAUAGUCGGUGUAAAAUUCAGCUGAAUAGAAGGGACUCUUCAGGGUCGAGCUGCUGCUCUAAUUCCAGUGGGGAGAACCUGGACAAAGAGCCUAAAGACAUAGAAAUGAUGCCAGAAAAACCAAAUGAUACUCAUCCUUUAAAGCCGGAGUCAUCUGAUCCUAAUGAGAAGCGAUAUCCUGCCCUGACCAUUGAUUUCACCUUUAAGGUCCUCCAGAGCAGCCUGCAGCAGCUUAGCCAAGAGCAAUUCAAGCACUUUAAGAGAACCCUGUGGGAGCGUUACCCCAGGCACUUUCGAGAUCAGCUUAGCAGCUUGGACAUUAUAGAUCUGGUGGAUAAAAUGUUGGAGCUCUGUGGCUUGGAGGUGUCUCUGAAUAUCACACUAGUGCUCCUGAAUGACAUGAAAUUAAAAUACAUUGCUGAGCAACUGCAGGGAAUGUGCAUGAGAAAUGAAGUCCGCUGUGAGCUGAAAAAGACACUGAAAAGGAUAUACGAGCAUGUUUCUGAAGACCUGCCCCGGGAAACCCGUUUCGAGGACGUUUGCACUGACCUGUACGUUACAGAUGGUGGCAAUGCUGCAGUGAACAGCGAGCAUGAGUUUAGACAGAUAAAGGAGCUGCACGAGGAUUCUCGCAGCAAUAAAAACACAUUGUCCUUCACCGAUAUAUUUAAUUCUAAGGUUGUUGAGAAGAGGCACAUAAGAACAGUGAUAACUAAAGGAAGUCCAGGGACUGGCAAAUCGUUUCUAGUUCAGAGGUUUAUCUUGGACUGGGUGGAAGGCAGAUCGCACCAAGACAUCUUUUUUCUGCUCCCUCUGCCGUUUAAGGAGUUGAACCAAGUGGCCGAGGAAACGAUAGGCUUCGUGGAUUUAAUCUGUAGACUCUAUCCAGAGAUGAAAAAAGUAGAUAACCUUGAGUUUGAAGGCUGCCAGGUGAUGUUCAUCUGUGACGGCUUGGACGAGUACACUAUUCCCAUUGACUUUCGCAACACUGCGUAUUGGUGUGAUCACAGCGAGCCAGCAAAAACCACUGUUUUAAUCGCCAACCUGAUCAGGGGAAACCUCUUGUACUCUGCCUACGUCUGGGUGACCACUCGACCCGUGGUGAUCAACCGGAUUCCCGCAGAAUGCAUCCACCAAUUAUUAGAGGUUCGCGGGUUUACAUACGAACAGAGAGAAGCCUACUUCAGGAACACCAUCCCCGAGAAGGAGCUGGCAGAAAGAGUUGUAGCUUACAUCAAGUCUUGCAAGACGCUCUAUAUUAUGUGCUACUUACCACGGUUUUGCUCAGUGGUGCGCAGAUUGCUUGAGAAGGAUCUCCGUAGCAGAGAACACCCCAAAGCUCUUACUCAAUUCUACACCAACCUGCUACUCCUGCAUAUAAAUAUGCGAGGCAUGAUACUGCUGUCACAAGAUGAAGAGUUCUUCUUGAAGCUUGGGAAGAUGGCCUUCCAGCUGCUGGAGAAGGGUGUGUUCCUGAUCGAGAAAGACCUCUGGGAAAAAUCUGGUCUGAAAGCUGAAGACGCCGUGUUAACCGCUGGCCUGUGCACACAGUUCUACCGCGAAACAUUUAUGAUGUAUCAGGAGAAAGUGGACUGCUUCAUUCAUCCAACGAUGCAGGAGUACUUAGCGGCUCUUUACGUCUUCCUUUCUUUCAGGAACCACAAGAAAAACGUUCUGGAAAGUACAAAGAUGAAAAAGUUUCCGGGUUCAAAAGUGGAUCUGGUGGAACUGUACAAGAGUGCUAUAGAUAAAGCAUUGCAAGCCCCAAAUGGCCACUAUGACCUCUUUCUGCGUUUUCUCUUGGGCAUGUCAGUGAAGGCCAAUCAGGAGCUGCUUAGCAUCUUGUUUAUCAACACAAGGCCUUCUAAGCAGCAGGCUCAGGAAGAGACGGCAAACUACAUCAAAAAGAAGUUCAGGGAAUUUCCAGAGAGAACAGAAAACCUUCAGAGAUGCUUAGAUGAACUUUUCCCUCAUCCUCACUAAACUGGCACUGUUUUUCAACUGAUUUUGAUUUUGAUGACAGAUUGUCUUUCUUCUGUGUUUUUUGUGUCAGAUUUGCAGCAGCACAGUAUAAUCGAGAGUUCCUGUAAAUGGAAAGAAUUAUUGGGAAAGAAUUAUUGACUGUAGCCCAUCUGUUGCUGUGCAGAUUGGAGUAUUCUCACCACAGACAGACACUGACAUGGCAUUGGCAUGGCUGUCGAGAGUUUAGAGCAGCGUUACACACAUUUACAUUCACGGCAUUUGGCAGACGCACUUAAUUCUGAGCUACAUCUCAUCUGUACAGCAGAGCUGGGGCCUUGUUUCUUAAUAGUUCUAAUUAACAGCAUGUGUGCUAAAUACUGCACCAAAUAAACAUAUUUAUUGCAUUUUACUGUCUUAGUAUUUUGA
Hemibagrus wyckioides is the source of this 2777-nucleotide messenger RNA. It is a transcript of the gene nlrc3l1, whose product is annotated as NLR family, CARD domain containing 3-like 1. Lineage: Eukaryota; Metazoa; Chordata; Actinopteri; Siluriformes; Bagridae. The transcript is spliced from 6 exons. The record is from RefSeq and is a predicted model, not a curated record. The coding region runs from base 159 to 2372 and encodes 737 amino acids.